AUGUCAAGUGGCAGACUGUGGUACAGCACGGCGGCUUCUCACGCGGCAACUUGGUGGGAGCAACGACGGCAACACAUGACGGUCGAUGCCGUUCCAUCUUUGCUGGAAGCUUUCCAUCGAAGCGAUCGAACAGCACAAAGGUAUCAUGUCGGAAAAGCAGGAAUCUCACAAGAGCAGCUUCAAAGAGUCCCGAAGCUCGGUCGGCUCAAACAAGAGAUCUUGUCCAGGAGUCUGCGCAACAGACGAAACUCAGCAUCGGAAGAUACUUGGAGCACACCGAAAGGAAAAGUCAUGCCGUAUCCUGGCACAGCGACUCCGGGAGAGGGAGAAACCGAGACAAUCUCACCUCUUCUACCCUCUGCCAACGUACAAUCUGGUCAAAGACUGUCCAUACCGCAACUUCAACGGCUCGCCGACCAAGGCGAUGCUGGUGCCCAGGUCGACCUCCGCAUCGUAGAAUCACAACAGCACGCUUCAUCUUCCUCCAAGCUACCGCUCACCCCAACCGACGACGCAUCAUCACGGCCGAAAAAGUUGAUACCCCCGAAAGGAUGGCUGCACUUUGUGGCAGGUGGCGCCGGUGGCAUGUGCGGUGCCAUCAUCACAUCUCCACUCGACGUGGUCAAGACACGUCUGCAAUCGGAUCUGUAUCGUCAGCGCUCGCCACAGAAAGGAGCAGCGUCAUUAGCAAGUUCAGAAGCAGCAGCGUCGCAAAACAGCGGAAUCUUGCAAAGCGCUCGUCGGCUGGCGUACCACUUUGUAGAGACGGGAUACCUGCUAAAGGAGAUCAGUACAACAGAGGGCCCACGUGCCUUGUUUCGCGGACUAGGUCCAACAUUGGUCGGUGUCAUUCCAGCCCGAUCUAUCAACUUUUACACUUAUGGUAACGGUAAGGCGCUCAUCGCGGAUCGAUUCAACGGCGGCAAAGAGACGUCUUUGGUCCAUCUCAGCGCAGCAGCACUAGCGGGCUUGGUCACGGCGACGGCAACGAAUCCCAUUUGGGUCGUCAAAACCCGAUUGCAACUUGACUCACGUCGAAACGAGCGACCAGCGGCAUCACCAUCAUCAGCAACAGCAUCUCCGACAAGACCAAUCGCAAGCACUGCAUCCGCCACUGCUACCCGGCCAGGUGUAGCCCAUUUCUCCACCGCCGCCUCCGUGGUGCGAUCCAAAAAAACACUCGGAACGUUCGGCGAACCGGCAUUCUUCCACGCUUCCAAAGCAAGCUCCGGAUCCAGCAUGAACUCGCUCCAAAUGACACUGCACAUCGUGCGCAAGGAAGGCGUAAAGGGCCUCUACAAAGGAAUGAGCGCCAGCUACCUCGGUGUCGCCGAAGGCACCAUCCAGUGGGUUCUGUACGAACGCUUGAAGAAGAUGGGGGUCGAUCAACCGCAAGAUGGCCAGGGACAAGGAAAGGUGACGGGCAAGCUGUCGAGCAUGGUAGGUGCAGCCGGUGUGGCAAAGUUGGUGGCGAGCUUGGCGACGUAUCCGCAUGAAGUGGUGAGGACAAGAUUGAGGCAGCAGCCUGAAGCUGGUCAGAAGCCAAAGUACACCGGUCUGCUGCAGACGGUGAGACUGGUCUACAAGGAGGAAGGUUUCGCCGCCCUGUACGGUGGACUGAGCGCUCAUCUGCUUCGUGUGGUGCCGAACGCGGUGGUCAUGUUUAGCAUCUACGAGUUGACGUUGAGGUUCGCCACCAAGACGGAUGAUGUCCAGUGA
Pseudozyma hubeiensis SY62 is the source of this 1719-nucleotide messenger RNA. RefSeq lists its product as hypothetical. Gene Ontology annotation, molecular function: pyrimidine nucleotide transmembrane transporter activity. Gene Ontology annotation, cellular component: mitochondrion. The record is from RefSeq and is a predicted model, not a curated record. The transcript has 2 exons. NCBI's taxonomy places the organism in Eukaryota, Fungi, Basidiomycota, Ustilaginomycetes, Ustilaginales, Ustilaginaceae. Bases 1 to 1719 code for a protein of 572 amino acids. Gene Ontology annotation, biological process: pyrimidine nucleotide import into mitochondrion.